AUGAGGGAUUUUCCAUUCAAGUGCAAAUUAUGUGAUAAAGCAUUCCUAUUCAAGUGUGAACUCCUGGCGCACGAGAAUGUUCACAAGAAUAUCAAGGCUUUUCGAUGUCAAAUCUGCGGUGCUGCCUACACCCACAGGAAAAAUCUUCUCGUUCACGAGAGGAGGAACCACGCGAGAAGAAACGAUAAGAAAAAUAGAGAAUUUUCAUCGAGGAAAUCUUCUAAAGUCCUUUGUGCUACAUGCGGAAUGAAACUGUCAAGCAGAAGUGCUCUUAAGGCACAUGAAACUAUUCAUACUGGGGAGAAAAACGAAAUCUGUGAUGUGUGUAAGAAAGGAUUUGCUACUAAGUCAGGACUUGUUGUUCACAGGAGAAUUCACACCGGGGAAAAACCGUACAGGUGCAAUCAAUGUGGCAAGGAUUUUGCUCAGAAGACUUCCCUCGUCAUUCACCUGAGGUAUCACAAUAAUGACAGACCCUAUUCUUGUGGGAGAUGUGGCAAAGGUUUCGUAUCGGGUACUCGUCUCAGUAAUCAUGUUAGCAAGGUUCAUGGAGGAGAUACGGCUCCGGUGGGAGGAAUUAUUCAUUGA
Messenger RNA from Fopius arisanus, 588 nucleotides. RefSeq names its product zinc finger protein 239-like. The record is from RefSeq and is a predicted model, not a curated record. Gene Ontology annotation, cellular component: nucleus. Gene Ontology annotation, biological process: regulation of transcription by RNA polymerase II. The transcript has a single exon. NCBI's taxonomy places the organism in Eukaryota, Metazoa, Arthropoda, Insecta, Hymenoptera, Braconidae. Gene Ontology annotation, molecular function: RNA polymerase II transcription regulatory region sequence-specific DNA binding; DNA-binding transcription factor activity, RNA polymerase II-specific. The coding region runs from base 1 to 588 and encodes 195 amino acids.